UUAAGCUAAGCUUAAAGUUAAACAACGUUGGCGAAACCGGACCUUAAUAUUCGCAUUUUAUUUUUCCCCGAUUAUCGCUUCCACCCUCGUCCACUGCCGCCCAACUCAUGAAUGGGGGAUCAGGGUCCCGCAUUCACCCGACAUCGGGGGGUUGAGGCUUUCCCUGACAACAGAGAAACAAACACGCAUAAACAAGGGACAAAGUAGGCGCGGCCGAAUAGUUAUUGACAAACGCUUUCAGGUCUCAGAGCUCUUGGAUUGACGAGACGCGAUGGUGCUGUUCGACGAAGCGAGGAAGCUGAUGGACGAGAUGAUGAAGGUGACGAUCUUUCAGCCGUCCGAGAAACGUCGAAUGCUGGAGGACGAGCGAAGGACCUUCCUGGACCCGAAUCUGGUGAUGGACGCGAGGCACAGGAUAUUUCGCGAGGAUCCGGCCGGUUCUCCGGCAAAGCCGUCUGUCCUUGCGGAGACCGGGAGAUUACUGGCGCAGGAAGAAACGAGGGAACUGCAGUUGAAGAGAGAACAGACUUUCAUAGAGAGGGAAUUACGCAAAUUUGAGCAAGACUUGCAAAAGUCCCGUCCUAAGUUUUGCGGACUGUGCAGCAGAAAGAAUAUAGCCAGCUCGGAUGACGAAAACUUUUGGAGAACGUCCAGCAGAGUCAAGGUAAGGCUCGCCGACAAGUUGCACGUUCGGAUUCUUAUCAGUGAGAGAAGGGACAGAAGGUUCGAGCCAAAGCCGACGGUCGUUCACAGGAAGCCCAGAAAGCCACUUGCGGAAGUCUCUUCUACCGAAUCGAAAGACAGCAGGCGGUGCUCGACGAACGGGAUCGAAGUCACGUCUUUCGGUAGCAUCAAAGUGACCAUCAAGGAUAAAACGAGCUGCGAAUCGGAGGAGCAACGAUCGCGUAUCUUAAGAUCAUGCUUCGAGACUCUUCGGGAGAACGCGCGGAAUGGACGUCGUCUCCGCGAGAUCGGGAGCCGCGUCCAGGAGAUCUGGUCGCGAGGAAAACUGAAAUCGUGCAUUCAUCUGUGGAGGACGUAUGCAAAGAAGGCGAAGGCUCGGCGAGAACGCGCGGCGGAGGAUCCCGACGCGCGAAAGAUCGAGCUGCUCAUCGACACCAUCAACGAGACGCAGAAAGAGUUGAAGUCGAGUCAGAGAGCGGAGUCGAAGGGCCCGCCCUCGAACGCGAGAAACACCGAGACGAGGAAGAGGGAUCUUUCCUCCAGGCCGUUCGUCGUCGAGUCGCCGGCACAGUGUCGAUUGACCGUCCAGAAAGAGAUCAUUCGAAAGCAGAGGAUGAAGCUGGCCGAGCAGAGUAAGAUCAUCGAGGAGCUGAAACUGAAGCAGGUGCAGGAGGAGAUAACGAGGUCCGGCGAGGAGACGGUGAACGCGGCCAGGGAGACUCUGACCCACUGCGGCCAGCGGACCAGAAGGACAUUGAUCCAACUAAUGAGACAAGCGGGCUACAGGGACAAGUCGCUAAUGACGCCGAUACGGGUACCGAGUCCUCCUAAAUUUCUGGCGAGGAUGGAAGCGCGGGCGGAAGCGAGGAGAAGCAGAAUAAAGCUGCGCGAAGAGGCGCGUCGGAAGAAACUGGAGGACGAGAGGAGGCAAGAAGAGGCUGCCAGGAGGGCGGAGGAGCAAGAGAGGAAAAGAUUGCAACAAGAGGCCUUGCGCGAGGCAAGAAGAAUGCGCGAGGAACGGGAGCAACAACGAGCGCGCGAAGUGGAGAGAUAUGAGAAACUGAAUUCCAUGGCGGAAGCAUUUUAUCGCAAAUACUUGUUACGACGUUGUAUAGCCGCGCUCGUCGAAAAGAAGAAUAACGAUAUGAAGAGAGCCGACGACCACUUUAAGCGGUGCUUACUUCAAAAAGUGUUCGUGACGUGGAAGAUGGAAACGGAACGUCAGAAUAAAAUUAAAUCCGAACUAGCUACAUCAUUGUACGACAGAAAUUUAUUGCUGUACACGUUGCAGAAGUGGAAGCAGGCGGUGAAGGAGCAGAGAAGCAAGGAUCAAGUGGCUAGAGAUUUUUCCGACAUGAGACUGCAGAGAGAAUGCAUUAAGGUGUGGAAAUUAAAAGCUGUGGAGAGCAAAGCGGAACGAUUGAGGAGCGAACGUUUAGCUUCGGAACAUUACGAGGGAAAGUUGAGAAGCAAGUACUUCGACAUGUGGAAAAAAUAUCCAGAAGCGGUGCCGAUCAUCAUGGAGAGGAGGCGCAUGAGAAACAAGUGGCGGGAAAUUGUGCAAGAAGUGAUCCCAGACUUCGACCCCAGGCAAAGAGGUGUAAUAUUAGAAGACUAGUUUAACGAAUUUA
Molecule: messenger RNA, 2315 nt
Organism: Vollenhovia emeryi
Lineage: Eukaryota; Metazoa; Arthropoda; Insecta; Hymenoptera; Formicidae
Product: trichohyalin
Exons: 5
Coding region: 272-2302 (676 amino acids)
Molecular function (GO): phosphatase binding
Source: RefSeq, a predicted model, not a curated record